Molecule: messenger RNA, 2823 nt
Organism: Choloepus didactylus (southern two-toed sloth)
Lineage: Eukaryota; Metazoa; Chordata; Mammalia; Pilosa; Megalonychidae
Gene: PLEKHF2
Product: pleckstrin homology and FYVE domain containing 2
Exons: 2
Coding region: 177-926 (249 amino acids)
Molecular function (GO): phosphatidylinositol binding; metal ion binding
Source: RefSeq, a predicted model, not a curated record
GAGAAAUGGGGCGCUCUCGGCCCGCUCCCCUCUGCCCGGGGGUUGGGCCGCGGCGGAGAGCGGGUGCGGGAGGGUCGCCGCCGCCCCGCGCGGGUCUAGAGGCCGUCGGGGAGGAUCCGGGCGGGUGCGUCUCGGACUGGCGGAGCUGGGAACCGGCUGCAGGUUGUUAGCAAAAGAUGGUGGAUCGUUUGGCAAACAGUGAAGCAAACACUAGACGUAUAAAUAUAGUGGAAAACUGUUUUGGAGCGGCUGGUCAACCCUUAACCAUUCCUGGAAGGGUUCUUAUUGGAGAAGGAGUAUUGACUAAACUGUGCAGAAAAAAGCCCAAAGCAAGGCAGUUUUUCUUAUUUAAUGAUAUUCUUGUAUAUGGCAAUAUUGUCAUCCAGAAGAAAAAAUAUAACAAACAACAUAUUAUUCCCCUGGAAAAUGUCACUAUUGAUUCUAUCAAAGAUGAGGGAGACUUAAGAAAUGGAUGGCUUAUCAAGACACCAACUAAAUCAUUUGCAGUUUAUGCUGCCACUGCCACUGAGAAAUCAGAAUGGAUGAAUCACAUAAAUAAAUGUGUUACUGAUUUACUCUCCAAAAGUGGGAAGACACCCAGUAAUGAACAUGCUGCUGUCUGGGUUCCUGACUCUGAAGCAACUGUAUGUAUGCGUUGUCAGAAAGCAAAAUUUACACCUGUUAAUCGUCGUCACCAUUGCCGCAAAUGUGGUUUUGUUGUCUGUGGGCCCUGCUCAGAAAAGAGAUUUCUUCUUCCCAGCCAGUCCUCCAAGCCUGUGAGAAUUUGUGACUUCUGCUAUGACUUGCUUUCUACUGGGGACAUGGCUGCCUGCCAGCCUAACAGAUCAGACUCUUACAGCCAAUCAUUGAAGCCUCCUUUAAAUGAUGUAUCCGACGAUGACGAUGAUGAUGAUAGCAGUGACUAAGGACACAUUUUGAAAUAUUUAAUUGGGUAUGACUGUCUGAGAAAUCUACUUUGAGGGAAAUGUAAAAUUCUGAGCUCUCUCUCAAUUUCGCUCUAGCCAUGAAUUUGCCUGAGAAAUUUUUAACCUAUGUGCCUCAAUAUAUUCUAUAGAAAGUAGGUCCUCCUGCCUCCUCCCACCCCCACUCUUCUACAGGGAUAGACUAUUGCAAAUAUAUCAGAUAAAUUUUUGUUUUCUUAUUCUUGUUUAUUUCUAGAUUAUUUUCUUGGAAGAUUGGGAUAAGAUGUUUAUUUAACAGAUUGUGUACUACAUUGUUGUUUUUGUUUGUUAUAUGGAAAAACUAAAAGCAAAGAAUGGUGAAAAAAGGAGUACAGUGUGGUUAAUUAAUAGUAUUAGCUUUUUUCCUAACCAUCUUAUCUUAUAGUUAAGACACCAGUAACAAAAAUACAUGAUUUGGGAAUACUUUGUUUGGCUUAUUCAUAUACCAGAUGGUGCCUUAUAAUAAUAGCACUGUUACAUGAAAUAAGCCCCUACCUUUUCACUUUCUUGUUUGUUCACAAAAUAUGUUGGUGCUCUUCAUGCUGAUAAAAUGAGUGUUUAUGAAUGGUUGUAAUUAAGAAAUACUUCUCAUGUGACAGCUACAAAUAACCAAAUUUAGAGAUAUCUUCAUUCUAUAAGAAUAAAUAUUUUUCCAUAAAACAAUUGUUUAUAUUUUUCACAUUUUAUAGGUACCAAAUUAUAAUUGUCGAAUAUAUAUAUUUUAAAUUAAUAAUAGGUUGCCGUUCUUAGGAAUUCAGUUUGAAAUUUAUCAGAUAAUUUUGAAAUGUCAUAUUGUAUUAGCUUCUAAUUUUAGUGAAAAUUUUUUAGAUAUAAAUUCACCUGCUUUAACAUUAUUUCUGCAGUGAAAAAUCUUCCUAUAAAACCCUUGAAAAUAAACAGUCUCUUAAAAAAAAAAAGAAUUCCAUGAUAGAACACAGGAUAGAUAUACUUAGGUUUGAAGAUUUGGAAGAAAUAAUGUGUAAGAAUGGUAAAGGUAGAAAAUGUCUUUAGACCCUUAAGUUUGACUAGAUUUCAGUUUGUGGAAGUUUUGUCUAUUUCAGUGUGAAACUGUCUUGAAUUUACAAAUAUAGUGUUAUAUUUUAUAAAGUUUUGUAAAGUCCCAAACAAUAUUUCUAUUUUUGUAAAACGAUAAUGUUUAAUCUGUUUCUGAAAUCUUUUUGUAAUCUAUGGAAAUAGAGUAGCAAUUGGUAUUUCUAAAUUGUGGAUUUUGUUGAAUCAGUUUAGAUUGCUUUUGAGGAGUGGUAAGUUUUCACUCUGCUUUUGAGACAGCCGUUAGGUUGAAAGUAUAUUUAUCACAGAAAACUUGAUGCAUUGUGCGCUACUCUCUCUGUUUGUAUGCUGCAAAAAACUCCAGUCUUUAAAGCACAAAAAAAUCAGUUCAAAAUUUUUAAAAUUCUUGAUUCUUUUUAAAAAAUCUUUAAUUCUGGAAAUAUUGCAAAUGUGAGUCUGACUCAGUAACUUGGGAUGAAGGAUUGAUUCUUUGGUGUCUUAUUGUUUGAUUAAGGCGCUAAUUUUACUUUACUGUUUAAUUUUGAAAGCGUUUGAGAUAUGCAGAUCUCCCUGUAGGAAGUGUGAAAGAAAGGCACAGCAGGGAUAGUUUUUAAUUGUUGGGUUUUUUUUUGUUAUUUGAAAAUAUCAGAUGGACUUUUGUUUCUAAGCAAUAUAUAUAUAUAAUCCAUCAACAUCUGAAAAGGACCAUGAAGCCUGAGAAGUGCUAAUAGAGACUUGCUGAUGCAUAGGAACCCAGCAAAUUCAGGAAUCAAGGGAAGUAUUCUGAGAUAACUUUGCAUUGUUGACCUCUAUUGACUCUGUUUUUACAAUAAAAAUAUUUUACAACUUA